AUGGAUGGAACUGAAGCCGGAAAAAGUGUCAAAUACGGGAGUCCCAGUCAGAAUUAUCCACAGACUAUAAAUAGGGAAGCCAGAUACAGUUUUGAUGUGUAUUUCAUUCUUGUAGGGAAUCCCGUGAUAGAAGAAGAAACAUUUAUUGUUCUGGCUGAAAUCAGUGUCACUCAGUCAUUGUUAGUUGGCUGGUUACUAGGAAAAGAUAUCCUGGAAAUGUUUACUAUCAGUGUAAGUUUGGCUGUAGCAGCAAUUCCUGAAGGUCUUCCAAUUGUGGUCACCGUGACUCUUGCCCUUGGAGUUGUGAGAAUGGUGAAGAAAAGGGCCAUUGUGAAAAAACUGCCUAUAGUGGAGACUCUGGGCUGCUAUAAUGUGAUUUGUUCAGAUAAAACUGGAACACUGAUGAGGAAUGAAAUGACUGUAACUCACAUAUUUACUUCAGAUGGCCAGCAUGCUGAGGUUACUGGAGUUGGCUAUAAUCCAUUUGGGGAAGUGAUUGUCGAUGGUGAUGUUGUUCAUGGAUUCUAUAACCCAUCUGUUAGCAGAAAUGUAGAGGCUGGCUCUAUAUGCAAUGAUGCUGUAAUAAGAAAUAACAGUCUUAUGGGGAAGCCAACAGAAGGAGCUUUAAUUGCUCCUUCAAUGAAGAUGGGUCUUGAUGGACUUCAACAGGACUAUAUCAGAAAAGCAGAAUAUCCUUUUAGCUCGGAACAAAAGUGGAUGGCUGUUAAGUGUGUACAUCGAACACAGCAGGACAGAUCAGAGAUUGAUGAGAUCAGAGAUCAGAUGAAAGGUGCUUACGAACAGGUGAUUAAGUAUGGUACUGCAUACCACAGUAAAGGGCAGACCGUACCACUCACUCAGAUGCAGAGAAAUCUUUACCAGCAAGAGAAGGCACGGAUGGGCUCCACAGGGCUUAGAGUUCUUGCUUUGGCUUCUGGUCCUGAACUGGGACAGCUGAUGUUCCUUGGCCUGGUGGGAAUGAUAGAUCCUUCCAGAACUGGUGUGAAAGAAGCUGUUGCAAUGCUCAUUGCCUCAGGAGUGUCCAUACAGAAGAUCACUGGUGACUCCCAAGAAACUGCAGCCAUUGCUAGUCAUCUGGGAUUGUAUUCCAAAACUUCGCAGUCUGUUUCCAGAGAAGAACUGGAUGCAAUGGAUGUGCAACAGCUUUCACAAAUAGUACCAAAGGUUGCAGUAUUUUACAGAGCAAGUCUGAGACACAAGAUGAAAAUCAUUAAGUCUCUCCAGAAGAAUGGGUGCGUUGUAGCCAUGACAGGAGAUGGAGUCAAUGACGCAGUUGCUCUGAAGGCUGCAGACAUUGGAAUUGCCAUGGGCCAGGCUGGCACAGAUGUUUGCAAAGAGGCAGCAGACAUGAUCCUGGUGGAUGAUUAUUAA
Molecule: messenger RNA, 1392 nt
Organism: Sorex fumeus (smoky shrew)
Lineage: Eukaryota; Metazoa; Chordata; Mammalia; Eulipotyphla; Soricidae
Product: calcium-transporting ATPase type 2C member 1-like
Biological process (GO): manganese ion transport; calcium ion transmembrane transport; intracellular calcium ion homeostasis
Cellular component (GO): plasma membrane; endoplasmic reticulum; Golgi membrane
Molecular function (GO): ATP hydrolysis activity; ATP binding; P-type calcium transporter activity
Source: RefSeq, a predicted model, not a curated record